Messenger RNA from Eruca vesicaria subsp. sativa (arugula), 1119 nucleotides. The record is from the annotation of a GenBank genome assembly. NCBI's taxonomy places the organism in Eukaryota, Viridiplantae, Streptophyta, Magnoliopsida, Brassicales, Brassicaceae.
AUGGACGAAGACUUGAUUCUUGAUAUCAUGUCUUGUUGUCCUGCAACGGAGAUUUCAAAACUCCGUCUACUAAACAAAGCUUGCAACAAACGAUCUUAUGAGUUCUACUUCAUCAAUCAUCAUCUCCAAAGAACCAACUCUGUUUUAGGCUAUUUCAUUCAAGAUCAUAAAAAGCAUCGCCCGGGAUUUGUUGUCUUCGGUGCCGAAGAAGAAGCUCCUGAAAAGCCCAGAAUCUCUCUCGAGUUUCUUCCUUCCAGAGAUGCAAAGAUCGAAGCGUGUGAUGCACGUCAUGGAAUUUUGUUAUGUGUGGAUGAUAAAUUUAAAGGAGGGAGAAGAAUACCAGAUUACAUUGUCUGUAAACCGGCUACAAAACAAUACCGGUUUAUACCAAACCCGAAAACCCGGUAUUUUACUAUUGCAAUUGGAUUGAUGGUGAUUCAGUCUAACCCGUUUCGGUAUAAGAUCGUUAGGGUUUCUGAACCACUACCGUGGGAGAGAAGGAAGACGAGUGAGGGUUUCUAUAAUCUCAACUGUGAGGUUUUUUAUUCUGAUACUUAUGCGUGGAAGCAAUUAAAUGAUUUGGAACUACCGAGUGGCGAGUUUUUCCGGAGAUCCGAAAAACCAGAAGCAUUGUACGGCUGCUUGCAUUGGUUAACCGGGGAAAACAAUGUGAUUCAGUUUUGUAUGCAAACCGAAACUUGGUCUUUCUUUCCAUUGCCGGAAGAAGUAAUAGGCGAUGGUUCUUCUCAAGACUUGGUCAGCUAUGAAGGAAAGUUAGCUGUACUUUGUUCCAAUUUGAAUUCGAGAGGAGGAUAUGAUUUAUGGGUUUUAAACAACAGUUCAGGAAAAUCGUGGGCUAAUGUAAAAGAUGUGCAAGUUACAGAUUUAGAAGAUAAAUAUGCAAAACCUCUAUGGUUUCUGAGUAACGACAUCAUAUUAGUGGCAGGUUUUGCUCGCCUUGGUCUCUACAACACGAAUAGCAACAAGUUAUUGUAUAAGACGACUCAAGAAUGCUUGCCUUACUAUUUGCCUAGAGAUGUUUGUUUCCCUUUUUAUUCCAAUUUUGAAAGAAUUUGUCUAGAUGAAGGCAGUGGAAGAUCAAAGACAAAACAAAGUUAA